Trichomonas vaginalis G3 is the source of this 2562-nucleotide messenger RNA. RefSeq names its product leucine-rich repeats (6 copies)-containing protein. The transcript has a single exon. The record is from RefSeq and is a predicted model, not a curated record. Lineage: Eukaryota; Parabasalia; Trichomonadida; Trichomonadidae. The coding region runs from base 1 to 2562 and encodes 853 amino acids.
AUGGAUGAAGGAGUUAAAUAUAUCAAAGACUAUGCUUUCUAUUCUAAUUCAAUAACAAGUUUAGUUUUGCCAAGCACAAUCAUAUCUAUUGGAAACUAUGCUUUUGCACAGAUAUCAAAAUUAGUGUCAGUUGAGUUAAAUGAAGGAUUAACCAGUAUUGGAGAUUACUGCUUUUACUAUGCUCAAUUUUCUAACAUUUCUUUCCCAGAUUCACUGAAAACAAUCGGAUCGUAUGCAUUUUCUGAUUGUACAAAACUUACAGAUGCCAUUUUUACAAUAUCCGGAAUGCGAAUCGGUUCAUAUGCAUUUUGUGAUUGCACUUCCCUUAAAAAUGUUAUAUUUAAUGAAACUGUUGCAUCAAUCGGUGGAUAUUGCAUUCAAAACUGUCGGAAACUAGAAAACCUAAUCAUAUGUAAUGGCAUAUCAUCAUUGAACUCUUAUGCUUUUUCAUAUUCAACAAUAUCUAAUGUAUAUUUUAAUGGAUCUGUAACAUCAUUAAGUGAGUAUUGUUUCUAUUCUUCCACACUUACUAAUGUUAAUUUCAAUGACACAAAUCUACGAACAAUUGGAUCCUAUUGUUUUUAUUCAAAUGUAAUAACAAAUAUCUCUUUUCCAGCAACUGUAUCUAGUAUUUAUUCAUACGGAUUUUAUUCCGCAACUAUUGAUUGCUUAAUAUUUUCUGGAGGAACAAUAUCUAUAUCAGAUAGCGGAUUCUGUGGUGCUAGAAUGAAAUAUGUUCAAUUCCCAUAUAUUAGUAGUACAAGUUAUUCAACUUUCGUAUCAGGUUCAAUAACAGAUCUGGUAUUUACAAAUAAUACUAGAACAGUUAUUGAUAGUUUAUUUAAAUAUAGAUAUUCUUCAUCAUAUUAUUCUGGAUUUAGUAUAAGAAAUGUAAUAAUUCAUUCAAAUAUCAAUACAAUCGGAAGUUAUUCAUUUUAUCAUACAGGUAUCUCAAAUUUAACAUUAAGUGAAGGAAACCAAUAUAUCAAUUCAUAUGCUUUUUAUGGAUGCUCUUUCCCUAGUAUAACUAUACCUUAUUCAGUAACAACCCUCGGCUCAUAUUCAUUUGGCUCAACAUCUAUCAAAUACAUUGGAGUAACAAACAGAACAACAUUCGGAACAUAUGUAUUUGCUAGCAGUUCUCUUGAGUCUAUUAAAUUACCUGAAGGUAUGACAACCAUUGGAGAAUAUGCAUUUGCAAAUAGUAAUAUUGUUUUUGUCAGAAUUCCAUCAACGUUGACUUCAAUUGGAAAUUAUGCUUUUGCAUCAAGUCCAAUAGCUAAAUUGUUAUAUUUCAACCAUUCUAUUGAUAUAGGUUCAGGUGCAUUCAAAGGUAGUCAUAUUAGAAAGAUUGAAUUACCAGAAGGAAUAACAAUAGUAAGAGCCGAAACAUUUAUGAAUUCUGCUCUAAUCAAAAUAAAAUUACCAGUAACAUGUAGAUAUAUUGAAAAUCAGGCAUUUAUCAACACAAAUCUUGAGGAAAUCGAGUUUCCACCAAACUUAUAUUCAAUUGGAUCCGAAGCUUUUCGAAGGUCAAAGCUUAAAUAUGUAAUUUUUCCAGAGGGAUUUUAUUCAGUAUCAACAAAUGCAUUUAGAGAUGUUAUUUCAUUAAGGAAUGUAACAGUUUGCAGCACAUUCACAUCGAUUGAAAGUGAAGCAUUUGCCAAUACAUCGAUAACAUCAUUUUACAUUCCUGAUGGGCUUUCCACUAUCAACUCCCAAACAUUCAAAGAUUCAACUCUAUUAAGUAUAAGAAUUCCAUCAUCAUUGAGGUAUAUAUACUCACGAGCAUUUGAAAAUACUCCUUGUGACGAAAUCAUACUCCCAGAAGGUAUGAGGCAAAUAGAUAAUGAAGCAUUUAUGGGCUCAAAUAUUAGAAAUAUCACUAUACCAAGUACAAUGUAUUAUAUUUAUGCCGAUGCAUUUGCAUUCUGCUCACUCGAAACCAUUGAGUUACCAGAGGGAUUUAGAUAUGUUUAUGAUUAUGCAUUCAGAAAUAGUAAUAUUACUAAUGUUACAAUUCCGGCAUCGGUGACAACAUUUAAUACAGGUGCUUUUUACUCCAGCAACGUAAUGAAAAUUAAUUUCACAGGUCCAACAUAUCUUUAUAGUUACUCAUUUGCAUAUACCCCACUAAAAUUUUUGGAAAUUAGAGAAGGAGUUUCAAGUUUAUCUGACUAUGCAUUAGCCUAUACAAACUUUACUGAAGUCAUCUUACCACAAUCAAUGACAUCUAUCGGAAACUAUGCAUUUCAAGGAAGCAAAUUACAAAACAUCACACUUCCUUCAAGAAUGACAUCAAUUGGCUAUAGAUCAUUUGAAAAUAGUGGCAUCGAAUACGUUAAUGUUACAUCAAAUCUCACUUCAAUCUCUGAUUACGCUUUUCAAAAUAGUCAUUUGAGAAAUAUUACAUACACACCAACCCUAAGGUCAUAUGGUGAUUAUGCAUUUGCAGGCACAUGGUUAGAUGACUUUAAUAUUCCAGAUUUAAUUACAACUAUCUCAUAUAGUUUAUUCAGAUAUAGUAAAAUAAGAACAAUUUAUGUUCCUUGGAAGUGUUAG